This is a messenger RNA of Gasterosteus aculeatus aculeatus (three-spined stickleback), 4514 nucleotides long. It is a transcript of the gene dgkb, whose product is annotated as diacylglycerol kinase, beta. Gene Ontology annotation, biological process: phospholipase C-activating G protein-coupled receptor signaling pathway. NCBI's taxonomy places the organism in Eukaryota, Metazoa, Chordata, Actinopteri, Perciformes, Gasterosteidae. Gene Ontology annotation, cellular component: plasma membrane. Gene Ontology annotation, molecular function: ATP-dependent diacylglycerol kinase activity; calcium ion binding. The record is from RefSeq and is a predicted model, not a curated record.
CUCUCUCUCUCUCUCUCUCAGCGCUACACAUCCCUGGCGAUGCCGCUCUGACCAGACACUGCGAAAACAAGCAACCCUCCACAUACUCAUACACCGACAUGCAGCGCAGAGGGCUGCUGCUCCAUCGUCUCCUCUCCUUGAUGAACAGGGUUUUACACUCCAGCUGAUUACCAACUCCCACUUUUGCCCUCGCAGGUGACAGAACACGGCGGGCGGGUGUGACAGAGGAGCUUCAUCUGCAAACAUCUGCCCGGAGGACUCCUCCCCACCCCCACCCCCUCACGCUCUGUUGGCGGUAAACCCCGGCUUUGCAGCAGCGUGCGACGCCCUGCAGUGUGCUGCUGACGGAGGCACGAGGGAAUGCUCAGAGGACGGAGAUACGAGGUCUGAGCACGAUGAGCGGGCAGGAGAAAUGGGUCACGCUGACCCCGGCUGAAUUCGCCCUGCUCCAGGAGUACACUCAGUACUCGACCAAGAAGCUGAGGGAUGUGCUGCAGGAGUUCCAUGGAGAUGGUGUGUUGGCUAAAUACAAUCCAGAGGAGAAGCAGGACAUCCUCAGCCAGGACAUUGACUUUGAGGGCUUCAAGGUCUUCAUGCAGACGUUCCUGGAGAGCGAACUCCCCGAAGAGUUCUGCCGACACCUCUUCAUGACGUUCAGCAACAAGGGACCCGAACCCGGUCCCUCAUCGUCUGACAAACCCAGAGUCUCUGGGCUGAAGCUGAUCAAAGGCAGCUCCACCCCCCUGAGGACCGCCUCCCCGCCCCCACCUCUGGAGACGGUGCAGCUGAAGGACAUCGUGUGUUACCUCUCUCUGCUGGAGGGCGGGCGUCCCGAGGACAAGCUGGAGUUUACGUUCCGCCUCUACGACACCGAUGGAAACGGGUCCCUGGACAGCUCGGAGCUGGAGCACAUUAUCUCCCAGAUGAUGCAUGUAGCCGAGUACCUGGAAUGGGACGUGACCGAGCUGAAACCAAUCCUCCAGGACAUGAUGCAGGAGAUCGACUACGACCACGAUGGCACGGUGUCGCUGGAGGAGUGGAUCCAGGGGGGCAUGACCACCAUCCCGCUACUGGUGCUGCUGGGCCUGGAGACGAAUGUCAAGGAUGACGGGCAGCACGUGUGGAGGCUGAAGCACUUCAACAAGCCGGCCUACUGUAACCUGUGUCUCAACAUGCUGAUCGGACUGGGGAAGCAGGGGCUCUGCUGCUCAUUCUGCAAGUACACAGUGCACGAGCGCUGCGUGGCCCGCGCUCCGCCGUCUUGCAUCAAAACAUACGUCAAGACCAAGAAAAACCCAGAGGUAAUGCAUCAUUUCUGGGUGGAAGGGAACUGCCCCACCAAGUGUGACAAGUGUCACAAAACCAUCAAGUGUUACCAGGGCCUGACCGGGCUCCACUGCGUGUGGUGUCAAAUCACGCUCCAUAACAAGUGUGCCUCCCACGUGAAACCAGAGUGUGACUGCGGACCCCUGAAGGACCACAUCCUGCCCCCCAGCUCCAUCUGCCCCGUCGUCCUGGAGAGACAGUCGACGCUGAGGAAAGACUCGCGGUGCAGUCAGUCGAGCAGAGGGAAGAUGCAGAGAGCCAACUCCGUCACAGUGGACGGCCAAGGACUCCAGAUCACAACAAUAGAGGGCACUCAUCCUCUGCUGGUGUUUGUCAAUCCGAAGAGCGGGGGGAAGCAGGGCGAUAGGAUUUACAGAAAGUUCCAGUAUCUUCUGAACCCGAGGCAAGUGUACAACCUGGCCAAGAAUGGACCCAUGCCAGGGCUGAACUUCUUCAGAGACGUUGCUGAUUUCAGAGUGCUGGCCUGCGGAGGGGACGGCACUGUGGGCUGGAUCCUCGACUUUAUAGGUAUUUGCUGUGAGUUUUCUCGGUGUGGCCCUCUUCGGUAUAUGUGGGGUUGUGAUAUUUGUCCCGCUGUUCCAGAUAAGGCCAACCUGGACAGGAACCCCCCCGUGUGUAUACUUCCUCUCGGCACGGGCAACGACCUGGCGAGAUGUCUGCGAUGGGGAGGAGGCUACGAGGGCGAGAGCCUCCUGAAGAUAACGCGCGACAUCGAGAACAGUUCAGAGAUGAUGCUCGAUCGCUGGAAGAUCGACGUCACGCCCGCCGACAAGGAGGAGCGAGGGGACCCGGUGCCUUACAGCAUCGUAAACAACUACUUCUCCAUCGGAGUGGACGCCUCUAUUGCACGUCGCUUCCAUGUCAUGAGGGAGAAGCAUCCCGAGAAGUUCAACAGCAGAACAAAGAAUAAGCUGUGGUACUUUGAGUUCGGCACUUCGGAAACCUUUUCGGCCACGUGUAAGAAGCUCCACGACUUUCUGGAGGUUGAGUGUGACGGCGUUACUUUGGACCUCAGCAGCAUCUCCUUGGAAGGCAUUGCCAUUCUCAACAUUCCCAGCAUGCACGGCGGGUCCAACCUUUGGGGCGAGAGCAAGAAGAGGAGGGGUAACCGCAAGGGGGGCAAAAAGAGCCAAGACAAGAGGACACCAGUGCUCGACCCCAAGGAGCUCACGUUUGCAGUUCAAGACCUGUCUGACCACCUGCUGGAGGUGGUGGGGCUGGAAGGGGCCAUGGAGAUGGGUCAGAUCUACACCGGCCUGAAGAGCGCUGGGAGGCGCCUGGCGCAGUGCUCCUCCGUGACCAUAAGAACCAGUAAAUCCCUCCCCAUGCAGAUUGAUGGGGAACCUUGGAUGCAGACUCCCUGCACGAUCGAGAUCGUCCACAAGAACCAGGCCCCCAUGCUGAUCGGACCGCCGCAGUGCCGGAGCUUCCUCUCCUCCGUCAUAAGACGGACGCGCUCCGAGAGCAAAGACUGAUCGCUUCGGGGGCCUUUUCGAAUCCUCUCGAGCUUUAAGGGGCAGCGGCCUUCAAGUUGAUGGUUGCUCGGCCCCGUUAGCGAAGGGUUGUCUCCGAUGCCUGUUGACCGCCCGGAGCAGAGUUACAAACUGUGGGUUGGGUGCGUGGAAGCGUCACAGAGAAGCCCUAGUUAAUGCGGAACGAGGUGUGUUUAGGGGCCGGCGCUUCGAUCUGCGGCGUGCAGAGUAGGUUAGCUCCAAAAAUACCGAAGCUAUUUUGGGAUGUCCAAUUUUCUAAUUGUCUGUUUUUAUUUUUGCUGUUGUGAUCUGUGGCAUGUGGAGGGGGAAAAAAACACUGAUGAAUGUGUUUUUUGUGAUAUGAUGUAUUUAUUUAUUUAUUCAUAUUUUGCUGCUAUUGAUGUUUUUUUUAAGUAUUUUUUUUGUUUUUUUUUCACAUUUGCAUACCCCAUGACGCAUGAUGGACAGAGUAAGAUGCUGCUGCUGUCGAAGCUGACAUAUCUAGAGCUUUCAGCUGAUCUUUCCCAAGUGUUCAGUAAGUUUGCUCAGCAUUUCUUCAGCGUUUCACUCGUGAAUGGCUUCAAGUAGUAAAAAAAGACAGAGAAUCACAUUUUGCUUUCUUCUUAAAUGGUUCCUGCAAGUCAUCCUUGUCACGUUUUGAUCUGCCGUGUUGCUGCUAAGUCAGUGAAAAGAUUAGGAAUGAUUAUUGAUCUUCAUGAAAAAUGCAUGACACUCUUUGUUUUAUGUUGCACGAGAGAUUUUCCAGACAGCUUUACCAAUACGGUGCACACUUUCUGUCUCACGAGGGACCAAGAUCUGUUUUGACACUUGUGAAAAUUGAUCUUUUUUUGGAAUCUACAUCUUCAGUGCUGCUCGGUUUGACCAUAUCAUUCUUUAUAAGAUGGCUGCAUUUUUAUGAGAUCCUGUAUUUUUCCUGAACAGGUUCUCAGGUACUUUCAAAGUGGAUAGAAGCAUCAGAAAAAAAGUCUUGUGUUCAAUCGGACUGUAUGUUGUUACAGUGACUGUAUUGUUGGAUAUUCACAAGAGGCAGUUUGAGUGGUCAUUGAUUUGUUCCAAUUUGUACGGUUGAGUGUUUGCAGUCCGCUGCGCAUAACAGCAUGCAUCGACCAAUUAAGGUCUAAAAACAAAAUGACUAUUGACAAUUUAUGUACAAACUCGAUUUAAAGAAGAAAUACUGAAAAUCAAUCUCAUCCAAUAAUUACAUUUCCGAGAGGCUUUUCCCAGCCACUAACGUGCACACAUAAAUGAAUGAAUGAUGCAGCUUUUUACAAAAAAGUCUCCUCUAUACCAAUAAAAAAUAUCAUUCUGGAUGGUAGUGAUUCAGUAGAUUUCUACACAAAAGUAGUUUUAUCUCAUCCAGUCCCACCAAACACACAUCUUAGAGAAUUUGUUAGUGACCAACCAGCGUGACACACACUUGGUAAAUGUGUUCAGUCAUUAAAAGUGCCAUACACCAGUGGAGACGGAUCCAACGAGUUUCCCAUCUCUUUGCUUUUUAGGGUGCUGCGUUUGUACAGUGAGGUUGUAUUUUUGUACACAGCAUUUUUUAUUUUUCCGCUUAAUGCUUUUACUCUAGAACUACCGCCAUGUUGUUCUGCCUAAAAACAAGUACUGCCUGCCAAUGUUGAAUGGGAAAAGUUAUAAUGGAUGUAAUAAUAAAAAAUAUUAAAAGCU